Messenger RNA from Funneliformis mosseae, 2149 nucleotides. NCBI's taxonomy places the organism in Eukaryota, Fungi, Glomeromycota, Glomeromycetes, Glomerales, Glomeraceae. The record is from the annotation of a GenBank genome assembly.
AUGAAUAACCCUUACGGCUUCGAAGACAAACGUGUCUAUGUGUUUUUGGAUCUGUUGGAUCAAGCCACAGAUAGACAAAAAGAAGUACAACUAAGAUUAGAUGCUUUGAAUUCUCUUAAACAAUUAGUCGGAGAACAAGUUAAUAUAUUACAACCUGAUUUAUUAUAUAGAAUUAGUGGUUUUUUACGAGAUUCUGUAAAUGAAAUAAAAGAAUGGACCGUAGAAUUUAUGGAGUUUGCUUUUAUGAAAAUUGGAUUAUCACGGACAUUACGGAAAGAUAGUUUAGAUAAAGUAUUACCUUCCAUAGGAUAUAUUAUCAACUACGAAUCUUCUCCUGCUAUAAUUAAAAAAGCGAUACUUUGGAAUUCUUCAAUUUAUCCAUUAAUAUUUGAAAGAGUAGCUGAAAAUACAUUAGAUUCCGCUUCCCUUUGGAAAACUUCUUCAUCAAUCAAGUCUCAAAUUAUGAGGUUUUUUGAUUCGGAAAAUACGAAUCAAGGCAUUCGAAUUUGUGCUGUCAAGUACUUUGCAACUGUCGCAAAAGUUCAAUCUCGUCGAAUGCCGGAUUCAUUGCCUAGACCCGAAGAAGACUUUUCUUUGUCUAAUUGUCAACCUUUACAUCCCGUAUUGGAUUUACAAUACCUUGAAAAAGAAUCAGUGUCAAUUGUUAAUGGAUUGAUGAUGAUGAUGCGAACCGAGUCAAGCAGCGUCAUUACGGCUAUAAUUAAUGCAUUUGGACCUCUGUUAAGAGCAAGACCACAGUAUGUUUCAACAUUCGUAAACAAUGUGGUAUCAUGGACAAAAAUCCCGGAAAAAAAUUUGCGUUUAAGCGAGUUUCAGAUAAAAAGUGUUAAAAGAUCGAUGAAGGUGCAAAUGAUGGCAUUAUUAAGAAUACAUGAAAAUGCGCUUUUCGCUAUGGAAAUAUUUAAUGCUAUAAUUGUGUUAGGAGGCAAGAACGAUCCCUCGAAAUUUCCAAGACAAUUUCGUAGGAAUUUACAACAAAGAGAAGCUAUGGAGGAAAAUGGUCGUGGGGUUGCACAAAGGUUUCCGAUCCAACAACAAUCGAAUAUUAGUUUUGAUCCAUCACAAUUUGCUCUACCUUUUGUCGUGGAAGUCAUUUGUUUGGUUUUGAAAACAAUUCCGCAAGAGAGAUUGAAUCAAACGAAAAAGGCAAUACAAGAGCGAAAUACAAGACAAGUAACAACAUCGACCUCGCAACAUGAAACAUCAAAAAUUCGUGAUCAAAAGCCACGUGAUCCACAUGAGAUAGUUCAAGGAAUAGUUCCUAAUUCACCAACUCCACCUUCGGUAGAAUCAGAUUCUGAUUUGUCAAUGGAAAUGGAAGUAGAUAAAACUAAAAUCGAACCUAUACCUCCUCCAUUUGAAGAGGACGUUUAUAGUGAUGAUGUUGUCGUAGAUCUACCAAAACCAGAUAUGAUGGAAGAAAUAACUCCAACUCCACCUGAAGUCGAAUCAACACCAGAACCACAAACAUUGCCUGUUCCUACUUUCAAAUUUCAACCUUACGCACUUCCACCUCCCGAAACCUUGUCCCAAGAACAUUCUAUUUCUUUUAUAAAAAAUGCUUUUAAAAAUAUUUUGGAUGUUGAAGCUGCAUUAUCUGCUGAUGUGAAAGACAAACGUUCGAAUGUAGUUCUAACAACUUUGUCUAAUGGUAAAAGACUAACAAAAUCACAAUUACACAUAAUGGCUUCAAGGUUCUUAACUCGAGGCCUUGAAACUUAUUAUGAGAAUGGUCACAAACAAUUUGAUGACUUGAGAGAAAUGAUUGUUCAAUUUAUACUUAAAGAUUUCAGGAAUAGAACAGAAUUUGCUUUAACGUGGUUAGAUGAAGAAUGGUAUCAUGAUUCUAUUAUGUUACGUAAAGAUCCUUCAUAUCAACCAAACUACUCAAUUUGGUUAUGCAAAUUGUUAGACAGAAUCAUGCCAGCUCUUGAAGAUCAUAUAUUUACGCAAUUUCUACUGGAUGUUCCUGAGUUAUUUGAAGAUGCUGUGGAUCGAAUAAAAAUCUUUUGUAACGAUCCUGAUAGGAGUUCACUUGGAUUCGCUACUUUAAGUGAAUUGAUUGAACUUAGACCACCAGCAAGACCAUUUUGUUUAAAAAUUUUGUUGGCAUAUUGUUUGCACAAAG